CAUCCGCGUUUUUCCUUCCGCGACAAUCUUCCAGCACAGAGAGUGAUCCCGUUCUUCUCGCUGUACAACGAAAUAAGGCACCACGCGAAUCGCUAGCAGGCUAGCGUGUCACGCGUUCGCAUCCCGGAGAGAGGUGUGCCUGGAAGGGGGUGCGUGCUUGCGGUCAACGAAAGAAGUUGACUCAAUAAACAACACAACCGACCGACCGACCGACGGCGUUGGCUUGUGUCGUAGUGUCAUUGGCAAAAGUGAAAGAAAAAGUGCGUAAUUCGAAUGUUACUGCGAGCAUUGUUGCAUUGCUGCCAGUCAAGUCGGGUGCUGUGCUCAUCGUGACCUCCUCUACCGUGAAGUGCGUGUGUAUGUGUCGAUAAAGAAAUAAAGUGCAUGGAGUAAACGCAAAUAAUCGAUAAUCAAAAAACGUCAACCAUACGCGAAAAAAGGGAGAAAGGGAAAGGCCACCUUGCUACGAAUGUGAAACCACCCAGCAGCAUUGCCACAAAUAAAUCCGCUGCACGUCGGGCUCAUCGAAAGGGAAACAAAAUAUCUCCUUUUCUUGUUGCUAACCAGCAGUUUGUGCAAUCUCACCGUGUCUUAGUUCACGUUCGAAAAGAAGCCGAAUUGUCGAGUGGUGCUAACUGCUGAGGGCAUCAGCAUCCUUCCCUGCCGUUCUGUUAACUGGACCGCGGUGUACUAGUGUCAUUAUCUUCUUCGCCGGUCGAUAAUCACAGAUCGAGCCACAAUAAGCCCAUCGGUCGUGCUGGGUUUUGUAUGAAGUCCUACUUCGAACGUGGUCACUAUAGGAUUUGACAUGGCCGGUAAUGGCGAAACAUCGUGGUGCUUUUCACAGAUUAAAGGUGCCCUGGACGAUGAUGUUACCGAAGCCGACAUCAUUUCCUGCGUCGAGUUCAACGACGAUGGCGAACUGCUGGCCACCGGCGAUAAGGGCGGACGUGUUGUCAUCUUUCAGAGAGAUGCUGCUUCAAAAGCGUCGACACCGCGGCGCGGAGAGUACAACGUCUACUCCACCUUUCAGUCGCACGAGCCCGAGUUUGACUACCUAAAAUCGCUAGAGAUCGAGGAAAAGAUCAACAAAAUUCGGUGGCUGAAGCGUAAAAACCAGUCGCACUUUUUGCUUUCCACCAACGACAAAACGAUCAAGUUAUGGAAGGUGUCGGAGCGCGACAAGCGCGUCGAAGGCUACAAUACGCGCGAGGACAAUGGUAGUGUGCGCGAUCCGACCUCCAUCACGGCCUUGCGUGUACCGUCGAUCAAACCAAUGGACCUGAUGGUAGAAGCGUCCCCGCGCCGUAUCUUUGCGAACGCCCAUACCUACCACAUCAACUCGAUCUCGGUGAACUCGGACCAGGUGACGUACCUCUCGGCGGACGAUCUGCGGAUCAAUCUGUGGAACCUGGAGGUCACCGACCAGAGCUUCAACGCUGUCGACAUCAAGCCGGCCAACAUGGAGGAGCUGACCGAGGUGAUCACGGCAGCCGAGUUCCACCCGACCCAGUGCAACGUGUUCGUCUAUUCGAGUAGCAAGGGCACGAUUCGGUUAUGUGAUAUGCGCAUAUCGGCACUGUGCGAUCGGCACACGAAGCUCUUCGAGGAGCCGGAAGACGUCGACCUCACGAACAAGAGCUUUUUCCGCGAGAUCAUCAGCUCGAUCAGCGACGUAAAGGUGAGCAACUCGGGCCGCUACAUGAUCUCGCGGGAUUAUCUCAGCAUCAAGGUGUGGGAUCUGCACAUGGAAACGAAGCCUAUAGAAACGUACCCGGUUCACGAAUACCUCCGCACGAAGUUGUGCUCGUUGUACGAGAAUGACUGCAUUUUCGAUAAGUUCGAGUGCUGCUGGAACGGCAACGAUACGGCGAUCAUGACCGGUAGCUACAACAACUUUUUCCGCAUCUUCGAUCGCAACACGAACAAGGACGUGACGCUCGAGGCGUCGCGCGAUAUCAUCAAGCCGAAGACGGUGCUCAAGCCGCGCAAGGUGUGCACCGGUGGCAAGCGGAAAAAGGACGAAAUAAGCGUCGACUGUUUGGCCUUCAACAAGCGGAUCCUGCACACUGCCUGGCACCCGCUCGAGAACAUCAUCGCCGUGGCCGCAACCAAUAAUUUAUUCAUAUUUCAGGAUAAGUUUUAGCUAAUAGUAACGGUAGUAGUGAGUAUAAUUAAUUAUUAUGAUAAUUGUAAUGAUUAUUAUUAUUAUUGAUAGAUUUUCCUGAGGCAGGGCAAAAGAAGUAGGGCAAGAAUGGAGCGAGCAGCAGAGCAGGGCCGGCAAACGAAAUCCGUUCAGCGUGUGUUGUGUGUGCGAACCGAGGAUAGAGUGCGCAAAGUGCGGAUAGCGAAUGAAUGGGACCGGGUAUGUGGAGACCGGUGGUGGACCGAAAAGCGAGUGGAUCUGUUGAGAGGAGCUGUGAAGAGCUUUACAAUGGCUUCAAACAACGGCUUUACAAGUGAAAACAGUAAGAAUCGUAAGAGAUGCGCCAUCACCAACCUAGCAAAAGUAAUAUCGCUCACCAUCAGUACAAGCAACAAUCACAACAAGAAGAAGAUCGAUGGGGUCGGAAUGUGCAGAAAUCGCUCAACAAUUCGGACUCGGAGUGCAGCAUGCAACCAGUGCGUGGAAAGAUUAUUUCAUUCUUUCCACUUCCACAAACAACAUAAUACUAUCAACGUCGCUUUGCUGAUGUAGAAGCUUCAGCAGCAGCAGCGAAGGGAGCGUCACUGCACUAUGAAUGGCUUAUUUGAAUGUUAAUUAUCCGGCACCUGGAGUACUUUGAGCUUGAUUUUGCCAACCUGCCCCCUUUCCCCCUUUGUGGCAAGAUCAAUGUUUCGACUGUUUCGGUUUUGUUUCAUUCUUGUGUACAGUUCGAUCCGCCAAACGAUGAGUGUAAGCUUUUUCGCCGAUCGGUCGAACGCGAUCGUGGCACAGACAGAUCCCCUCCGCAGCAGCUUCAGCAGCCAACCAGCCAGUCAGCCAGCUUCGAGUGAAGCUUUAGUGAAAAAGCAUUAUCAUGCGAGAACAAUAAUCGGUGGACGGGACGGAUGAGUGUAUGUGUGUGUGCACGCAGGAUGAAGGCGUUUGCAUGGGAACAUAGAAUGGAGUAAAUGAGUGAGCGGGAGAUAGGAUGUUUGAAGUAGAAUUUGAAUGAAAUAGUGGGAGUGCGUUUGUGUGUGUGAGAAAAUAGUUACAAAAUAUUAAAAGCAAAAAAAAAUCCAAUUAAAAUAACAGUUACAACAAGGCCAUUUGGGAUUCGUAACUCGUUAUCCUAGCGCCUGGUAGUAAGCAGCAGCAUCGGGUCAUAGGAAACAGUGAGAGAGAAAAAGAGAGCAAGAGAGAGCAGAGAGCGAGAGAGAGAGCGAGGGUCAAGAUGGAAUUGUAGCAAGGAAAGCAGGGAAAGCUACGCAUCUAGAGCUAAUGCGUGAAAUGUAAAGAGCCAAUAAGAAUAAGUAACAUUUAGCACAUACUGAAGUUUUGCAGUAAGCGGUACCUUCCGUGUAACGAUGAGACGGUUUGCUUACGUCAAGGUGGGUCACAGAUGGAGGAAAAUGAAUGGCAUGAAAACAUCAUAAAAUUCACGAACGCAAUGGAAAAUUCUCAUAUCCCCUACACAACACGCGCGCGCGUGCACACACAAUAUGUGCCGCUGCAAUAACCAAACAGAGCAAAACUAAGCUACAAUGCCGCGCCAAGGAUGAUUUUGGAACCUCACUUUUCCCACUCAAUAUUUGUUACAGUCCAUAUCGUUGGGUUUGCUUUGACCUGUACUGUAAUUCCGUUGUUCCGGUCCGGCCUCUGGGCAGCGGAAAGCAAAGCAAAGUUGUACAUCAAUGCGUGAGAAGCAGAUAAACAGUGUAGUAGAGUUUUGGUUUUUCGAAAUUCUACCGUCUUUUGUUUCUGUGUAUCAAAAAGAAAUAGCAACUUUCUGUAUCCAUUAGUGAUGGGAAGUAAUCUAAGAAACGCAAGAGCAGUAAACAGCAUGUCGUUUCUUAAUGAGUCUGUUUUCGGGUAAUCAUUUCUGCAAAUUUUAAUUCUUUAACAUUCGCGACUGCUGUUGACAACGGAAAAGUGGUGCGCCAAUCGUACAGAUGGGUUUAUACUUUGCUUUGGUAGCUGUCCAAUGCCGGUUUUCUGCAUAGUAUUCAGCAUUGAACGGUAAAAUGUUUUAUGUUUUCUGUUCUUCGGUGUUCGGAGAAUAGACGUUUUUCAUGUGCCGGUCAGGGAAAUCAAAUUGGAAGCGAACGUUUGUUUAGUUCCGUGCUACGGUUCAUGUUGCUUUUCUAUUUUGCAUUUAAAAAUAGAUUACGCCAGCGAGAAAAAAAGUAGAGGAGCUACGAAAGGAGGCGAAACUUACUUACAGCACCUACUUUCGAGGCAUUACAAAGAGUACAGUUAAACAAACAACCGAAUAGAGUUAAACCAGGUAAGCAAAUUAAAACAAGAGGUAAUCAUACAAAUAACUCAGAACAGAGAGAUUACAUAGCCACGCUCGUACAGCUAGAGGACCGUAAUGGUUUGCAUUUUCAUUGUUUUUUCGUUUCGCCCUUUGGUAACUCUAAAUCUGUGCAACGACAUUGUGGCCGCACGCAAGUGAUGCGUGUCCGUAGUAAAGAGCCUUUUACAAUCAUUCCGUUUGUGCCUUUCAUUUCCAUGUGUAUUGUUUUUGUAUUAUCGUUUCUUCAUCCUUCGAUAACCUAUGGCACAGGGUGUUUCGGUUUUCAUCCGUCGUUUUCGCCAUCAAAGGGUUUUCGUUGUUAUUAUUGCAGUGGCCAAAAUUGUAAUGUGUGGUGUGGGAGCUAAAACAGAAAAGACACUCGAACGCCUUCGAAUCUUCUUGUUAAAUAAACGUGAAAAUGCAGCGAAUAGGGGAGGAUAGGCUGGAAAAAGGCAACGCGGGGCUAAAUUGCUAGUUGGUAGCAUGUGAUACUCGUGUUUUUGCUCGUGCGCGAUCGAUAAGACUAGAUAACAAUAUAGGAGUUGAAAUCAAUACACAGAAAAGACGGACGGAACGGAACGCGGUGUAUCGGAGAAGGCCGAGAGAGAGAGAGAGAGAGCGAGGAGCGUGACAGCAGCAACAUUGGGGCAACAAGGAGAAACAAUUAUGGCUUAGAGGAACGCAUACGGAACAAGGAAGACGAAAACGAAACAACAAAUGCACAGCAACAAGAGCGCAAGAACGAAGACAGUGGGCAUGGAUUGGCAAAAGUUAGAGAAGCGAUCAAGAAAAAAAACAUUUAAGACAGAUAUAGGAGAGAAAAAAAUCAAAUAAAACAAUGAA
Messenger RNA from Anopheles bellator, 5285 nucleotides. RefSeq names its product protein phosphatase PP2A 55 kDa regulatory subunit (gene tws). Gene Ontology annotation, molecular function: protein binding; protein phosphatase regulator activity. The coding region runs from base 809 to 2146 and encodes 445 amino acids. The record is from RefSeq and is a predicted model, not a curated record. The transcript has 5 exons. Gene Ontology annotation, biological process: peptidyl-serine dephosphorylation. Lineage: Eukaryota; Metazoa; Arthropoda; Insecta; Diptera; Culicidae. Gene Ontology annotation, cellular component: protein phosphatase type 2A complex; cytosol.